Cryptomeria japonica (Japanese cedar) is the source of this 2742-nucleotide messenger RNA. Its product is annotated as probable disease resistance protein At1g61190. The coding region runs from base 1 to 2742 and encodes 913 amino acids. The record is from RefSeq and is a predicted model, not a curated record. Lineage: Eukaryota; Viridiplantae; Streptophyta; Pinopsida; Cupressales; Cupressaceae. The transcript has 9 exons. Gene Ontology annotation, molecular function: ADP binding.
AUGGGGCAUAUUGCGGACAAGGGUAUAAAGAAACUGUAUGGAGAGGUUAAGAACCUAAGGAGUUUACGUAGCAAUGCCGCAUGCCUCCGCGAGGAGAUAGAUCGUGUGAAAGGCAUAGAAGAUGAUAUUAAGACUCUGUUAAGUGGUCGAAAAGUCCUUAAUUCUCUAGCGGAUAUAGAUAAGCAUCUGAAGACAAAGGAUUCAGAUUUUCCCACGAAUGGAGAGCUGGGGGAGCUUCCAGGGGCGCUGGUACAACCCAUUGAGAACGAGCUUGUUGGCAAAUUUGUUCACGAGAAGCUGCAGAAGCUGGAGACGUGGCUGCUCAAAGAUGAUUCUGUUCGUGUCGUUGGAGUCUAUGGAAUGCCCGGCGUGGGAAAGACGUCCCUGCUUAAACACAUCAACAAUAAUGAAAAGGUAGUCAAUUUCUUUAAGCUUGUAAUUUGGGUUACUGCGUCCAGAGACUCCGAUAUAUCUGAUCUCCAGAGGCGCAUUUGUGAGAGAAUUGAAUUGCCUUGGCGACCAAAUUUGAGCAUUGACAAAGCAGCAGGGCUAGAUAAAGAGGUGUGCAGGAGCAUGAAAGCAGACAAGAUGAUUUUAAUGAAGCAUCUGUCGGAGGAAGAUGGUUGGGAGCUUUUCUGCAGGGGAACCUUCCCAGCUGGUGAGGAUCAGAAAAUGGAUAGCGAGAUUGAGCCCUUGGCCAGAAGCAUUGCAAAGGAAUGUAAAGGACAUCCCCUAGCCAUUAAGACGCUUGCUCGGACAGUGCCACAUCUUCACAGCAGUACCCUGUCCGAAUGGGAAUAUGUUCUCAAGCAGCUAAAGGCGAUCGAUCCAGAGUUUUAUCGCAUUCAUGAAGAGAUUGUGAAGGAAUUAUUCAAGCCGCUGAAGCACAUCUACGAUGCUCUGGAAUCGGAUGAGCUGAGGCUUUGUUUCCUAGAGGAGGGGCGCCACGGUUUUCUCAAGACCUUGGCGAACCGAUGUUUGGUUGAGAUUGAAAUUAAAGAUGAAAACGACCUUCACAUUUGGAAAGUGAAAAUCCACGAUGUGCUCAGAGAUAUGGCUAUACACGUCGCUGAGGUCGACCAGAAUAUCCUGUUCCGUGCAGGCCAGAGUUUAGCAGAGUUUCCAGAGUCCGCAAGCGCAACAUCGGUGAGGAUAUCAGUGAUGUAUAACCGUAUCAGAAUUCUACCUGAAAGUGUUGAUUGCGCGAAGUUAGUGACUCUGUUAUUGAGCUGGAACACAUUUGAGGAGGUUCCAGAGAGCUUUCUGGAGAAGCUGAAUAUGUUGAAGGUGCUUUAUCCCAGCAACACGCCCAUCAAAUUCUUGCCAAAUUCCAUCCACCAACUGAAGUAUCUCCUCUAUCUGCACCUUUCAAAUACCCAGAUUAAGGUAAUCCCCCAUCAAACAUUUGAGCUGAUUAGACUGCAGUUUUUAGAUCUUUCUUUCUCCCCUAUGAAGAAUAUUGCGUCCAUGAUAAAAAAGCUGAAAAGUCUCCAAACUCUCAAUUUAGCCCACUGUUAUGAUUUGGAGUUCGUUUCAUGCGACAUAUCACAGCUCACUAGUUUGGAAGAGCUUGACUCGUGGAAGUCGACAAUGUUUGGAAAUUCACGCGAUGUAAGAGUAGGAGGAGAAUCAAGGGAGGCUUCCUUGCAAGACGUAUGCAAACUCCAUCGUCUGAAGCAUCUGCGUCUAGCCUUAAAAUCCCAAAUUGAGGAGAAAACAAUGGGGAAUCUAGUGGAGCUUCAAGGACUUUGGCUACUUUGGAUGCCCGAAGUUCGUCAGACAUAUCUGCCCACUGACAUGCGGGCCAUGCAUAGUUUGGAGAGGGCCCACCUGUAUAAUUGUCACAUAAAGGGAACUCCUGAUUUAUUCCCAGAAUUACAAAAUCUCACGUACUUAAAAGAUGAAAUCUUCUCAAAUACUGCUCACUCUUUCUGGAUUAGGGGUCUUGAUAAUCUCAAGUCUCUGGAACAGAUCAGAGGAGAGAAAGAAUGGUGGAAUGAAAUUAGCUGGCGAAAUGAAGAAAUGAAGAACCAUUUUCAUGCGAAAGAACCAAAAGAUCAGGCUGCAUAUCUAGCACUAACAAGAAAUAUAACAGAUGAGUUUAAGGAGAACAAAAAAAAUAAUGCAAGAACUUUAAGUUUUAUCCAGCAAGUUGUGGACGAGUCAAUCUUUCCUAAGAUUCCAGCAGCAAAAACAUCUAAUAAGGCUUGGGAAAUCUUAGAAACUGCAUAUCAGGGUACUCUUAGGAGAAAUUUUGAGAAUUUACAAAUGAACGAUUCAGAGUUUGUAGACCAAUAUAUGAGUCUAGUUAUGAAUGUUGUGAAUCAGUUAAGAUGUAAUGGAGAAGAAAUGUUAGAUAAGAAGAUUAUAGAAAUAAUAUUUAAGAGUCUGCCCAGGAAAUUUGAUUUAAUAGUUGUAGCACUUGAAGAAUCUAAGGAUUUUGCACAAUUAUCAGUAGAUGAAUUAAUGGGAUCUGAAGAGGAAGGUCAAGUUUUAGAGGAAGAGGUCGCGGUAGAGGUGGAAGGAGAAGUGAACAUUAUUGUGGAUAAGGAUAGCACAGAGGUACAGACUGAUAUUGUUGGAAAUAUUAUUGAGCAACCGAUAGAAAAUGUUGAGGUUGAAAUACAAACAGAGCAUUCAGAGCAACCUUUGGAUAGUGGAAUGAAUACUGGUAGUAUUGAUGCUGGAACUGAGAAACCCACAAAGACAGAGAAACCAAUAGAGAAACUAGCAGAAGCAUAG